This is a messenger RNA of Amphiprion ocellaris (clown anemonefish), 3023 nucleotides long. RefSeq names its product zinc finger protein 646-like. The record is from RefSeq and is a predicted model, not a curated record. Gene Ontology annotation, biological process: regulation of DNA-templated transcription. Gene Ontology annotation, molecular function: DNA-binding transcription factor activity, RNA polymerase II-specific; RNA polymerase II cis-regulatory region sequence-specific DNA binding. Bases 99 to 1385 code for a protein of 428 amino acids. NCBI's taxonomy places the organism in Eukaryota, Metazoa, Chordata, Actinopteri, Pomacentridae. The transcript has 7 exons.
AGUAAUAUUUUUCUUUUCGGAAGAAGAUCCCGACAAAGCGGCCCUGUUUCUUUUCUGCUUAAAAAAAAAAAAAAGUCGAAGAAUCUGAAAAAGCGACGAUGUACGCCAGGACAAAUACCGGCAGCACACACGGAGACUUUCAAGACAGAAACGGAGUGAACUAUGUGACAUCGACAGAGUCUUUCGGCCACUGCUCCCAAUUGUUCUGGAAAAAGGACCCGAACGACUCCGGACCAAGUUCAACCAUCAGCUGGUGCGAUCAGCUCCCCUCGUCCUCGGCAGCCCUCUCUAGCUCCAGUCUCUCCUCAGCGUCACUCUCUAGCUCCAGUCUCUCCAUGGAAUCUCGAGCGCCGGCACCAGCGCCGCCGCCGUCGGCGACGACAGCAUCAGACGACAUGGAGUCGGACGAGAGGCCGUAUGUCUGCGACCUGUGCAGCUGCGCCUACAAGCACGCCAGCUCCCUGCUCAACCACAAGCUCACCCACAAGACCGGAGACUUCAGGUGUGACUUUUGUAGUAAGCCCUACACCAACUACAUGUCCUUGCGCAACCACAUGCGAAUUCACGGUCAGAAGCGCUACAUGUGCGACCUGUGUGGGAAGGCCUUCCGCCUCGCUCGAUACCUCCGCAACCACCAGAGGAUCCACGACGAUGGGCCCAACCGUUUCGACUGUCCCUCCUGCUGCAAGAGCUACAGGACCAUGCUGGAGCUGGCACAGCACCGCUGCACUGCUGCUGCGUCCAACCAGAACCGGUUCAGCUGCCCGUCCUGCUUUAAGAGCUACCGAACCAUGCUGGACCUGGCCCAGCACCGCUGCAGCGCCGCGCCCAAAAUGCAGUCUGGAGGUCGACGUUCCAAUUUCUCCGCAGCUCCUCGCCGUCAGCAGCAGCAGCAGCAACAGCAGCAGAACAAUGCUAACUCCAUGAUGCAACCGCCGCAUGGAGGACACGGCCAGCAGGACCCGCUGCCCUCCCACUGCGUCUCACCCAUGUCCCAGGGAGGGCAGGGCAGCCAGUCUGUGCCUGACCCCCACCAGGGCCGUCCCAGCUCGGUGUCCUCUCAGAGCAGCCAGCAGAGCAUGAGGAGCUCGUCCUCCAACAAACAUGUCUCCUCCUCCAGCGCCACCCCGUCCUCCUCCUACUCCCUGCUCCAGCCCCUGGUGCCUGAGGUAAAGGAGAUGAGCUCGGGAUACACUAGACUGAGCGCCAACCCCAUGCCGAAGCACCAGGACACUUUCUCUCUGGCCCCACAGCGGCCCCUCACCACCAUCAACCCCAUCAGCCACUCCCUCCAUCCGAACGGAGCGCCCACGCUCAAGCCUUCCCCCGUGCCACGCACCAUCCAGGCCAUGCCCUGGGAGCAGCGCUCCCUCUACAAUCAAUGAGACUCCUGGGAGCAGAGCACCCCCACUUGUUCACGUCGCGUCCACCACCAACACCCACACAACCCUCCACCCCACCCCUUCAGAUCCAGCAUCAAGGAUGGAGGACUGCCGGACACCCCCCCUUGUUCCCUCAGCCCUCUUUUGGAACGUUGUGUUUGGGAAUGGGGAAGGGCACCAUUGAGAACUAGUUGAGAUUGAUUACUGAGUAGUUAGGUUUAAAACGAUGUGUUGCCUUGACCCUCAUGUAUGAUCUAUGCCAUGUACUGGAUAUAAGUUAAAAUGUCUGUCCUCUCACUAAGAAUUUAUCUCCCCCGUCCUCCUCUCCCGUUCUAGUUAUGAAAAUAUCUAUCCUUCCCAUUAUGAAUAGUGUCUCUCCCCUCCCCCACCCCGUUUCCAUAUGUUAAAUGAAAGGCUAUUUUUAUCCAGAGUGUGUUCCAAACCCUAUCGAGGGGUUACUGGAUGCCAAGUCGUCAAAGUAAAUGUGACAGAAUUCUCCCUUUGGUCUAAAAUGUCUUGGACAUAAUACCCACUUAUUGUCAAAUGAGGCUCUUUUGGAAAAGCUAAGGAGAAGGGGGGAACUUGAAUUAUUUUUUUCUUUUUUUAAAUUUUAUUUCCCCCACCGUUUCCCUUCGACCUUCUCCAGAACGAACAUUGUGAAUAUUGUGCGUUAGGAGGUGACUCCGUUCUCUGAGCACUAACAGCGAGGACCAGGACAGGAAGAACUCGGCUCGGCCUCGUUCUGCAGACAUUUCAUCAGCGGUUCGGCUUCUGUGUGCUGUGUAGACUGAAGCCGGACCUCCUCAUUUCUCAGACUGAAACCUCCCAACACGGACAGUUUGGCGCGGUUACCUGUUAUUUAACACACAACUGAACGCUCACGUUUUUUCUGAAUUUGCAUCUGACUGGUGGUUUGUGGUUAUUGUAGUUUUAAUAAUAUGUUGGCUGGGAAUCAAAUCUAGAAGAUAACAGUGAAAAGUCUCCAUCCCUUUUUGUCCCAAACUGACUGUUACGUUUGUUCCUUUCACUUUUAAAGCACUUUAGGACGAGUGCUGUACGAUUAUUACCGUCUCUGCCGCCCACCCGCCCUCCACUUACAGCUGGAAAGAUCUAACAAGGCCUUACAUCCCCUCAUCUCCACUCCCACCAUCACCAGUGACUUAGCAGCUGAACUGGACCCGAUUCAAGCUGCAGUGGCCAAAAUACAGUCUGUCUUCAGCUCCACACGGCCCCACGACGGCUCAGACAUGCCCUCCAGUGUUGCUUUUCCUGUAGAAAAAAAAGAUUUAAAAAAUAAACCAUGCCUGCAUCUCACUGCUCCCAGGAUGGAUUUAGUCAACACGCACGUUCCUAUAAGCAGCCAAUCAUGGCUCACCAAGUAAAAGCGAAUGAUGUGAAACGGUCAAUUUGAUGAAUAACAGUUAAUCCAUGGAUCCAGUAUGUAGUUCUGUUUAGGUUAUCUCGCUAACAUGGUGUUCAUUGAAAUACCCACAAUUCUACUGACAUCGUAUUUUCUCUUUUUAAAGUCGUUUCUAUUUUUAUUCAUGACAUGUUUUCAUUGUUGCUUUCUCUCUCCUUGUAAAGUGUCUUUGAGUAUUUAGAAAAGUGCUAUACAAAUAAAAUGUUUUAUUAUUAUCACCA